Porites lobata is the source of this 7423-nucleotide messenger RNA. Lineage: Eukaryota; Metazoa; Cnidaria; Anthozoa; Scleractinia; Poritidae. The record is from the annotation of a GenBank genome assembly.
AUGGAAAGUACGAACAGGAGAUUUGAUUCAUUUUUAGCGAGCCAGAAGAAACUGGAAGCUAAACAUCACACAGAUAGUAGACAAGUGAUUGGGACCAGGCAGUGUUUAUUUACAUUCCACAGUGCAAUAAACCAGUAGACUAUUAACAACUCAACGUAAACGAUAAGAAAGAGGAUACUACAGCCAUACAAUGAAAUCAACCGAAAAAUUACAAAAUGAAGAAACAAAAACAAAACAACGAACAAUCAAACUGCCUUAGGUGUGGGUGGGGGGGAAGCGAAAAUACAAGCUAUUUAAAAAUGCUAUAAUUGCUGUUGCUAGUAAAGCGUAGGUUCAAAUGAACUCAAAUAGCUAUACAUCUAAUACGAAACGUGCUAGGUGGGGCAAUCCCCUGAGACUUACUAGCGUGGACUAUUUUGAUUGGUUCUAAUAAAGUCUUGUGAUUAUACAAUGAAAGUUGCUCAAUAUGAAAAUACGGACUAUGAACCCUUCCUGCCCCCAACCAGGGCCUCUCUGCUACCGAUGUCUAGAUUUAUAUUAAUAGGAUUAAUAUUCACCUAAACAUCACACAGAUAGUAGACAAGUGAUUGGGACCAGGCAGUGUUUAUUUACAUUCCAAAGUGCAAUAAACCACUAGACUAUUAACAAUUCAAAGUAAACGAUAAGAAAGAGGAUACUACAGCCCAAACCCAGAGGUGAGAUAGUCGUGAGGUGUUAGUGAGCGUGAGAGUGGGGUGGAUUAUGACGGAGGAUGGCUUUACAAAGCAUGUUAGCUGAGUGAAGGCGAACGGUUAGAGGCAUGGUUAAAUAGAUUAAAAUGGUGUCAGAGCGCCAAUCGCCGAGAGCUUUAAUUAGUUCAAUGGGUACCUCUGAGUGAUAGGCGAAAGAAGCACCUCCUCUGCGAAACGAAUGCCCCGCGUAAAGCUUUGGAUCAAAACCGAGCGACGCAAGAUGACGGCGCAGUACCAAAACAAAAGAAUUAUACGUGAAAACCUUAGCGGCCUGGCGCUCGUCUAACCAGUUAAAUGCCUGCGAAUCGGUUGUGGAGACAGUAGCUGUAAAACGAAAAGCAUUAAUGACAGCGGCCGUGGGACAUAGCUUAGAGCGAGGGAUGCAAGGCAGUGGGAUUUCCACUAUCCGUUCACGAAAUUGGAUAGUCUACUCCAACGAAUAGUGAUCAGGGUACCCCAGGGGAAUAUUUUGAAAUCUGCCUUAGUCAGUUGUUUACGCGGGUCAAAUAAAUGAGGGGCCAUAGGCAAAAGGUGCGAUUUGCGGAACAUACCAUAGAAAGCCACCAGACAGGUGGCCCAGAAAGAAGCGUCGGUGCUAUUUGCCAAAUUAAGUCGAUCAUGGAGCUGAGAAAGCAUAGCGGGCGUAAUUGGUUGUUUUUGAUUUACUGUUAAUCCUUUUUGUCUAUUAAUGCCGGUGAGCAGGGUCCUCAGUGGCCAGUUGUCAAGCAGCGGGUGAGGCAGGCCAAAUUCCUUGUGGAGGAUGCCGAUGAUGUUUAGGUAGCUUCGAACUGUGGCAGCUUUUAAACUUCUGGCCAAGAAGGCCGCGUAAUGCAGCAGACGUGUAGGCUGAACGGGGACCGGGCUGUAACCCAUAUAGUGGCAGAAACGCAGAUAGGUGUCGCGAUGGGUCUGGUAAGUCGCUUUCGUAGAUUCUGCAAAGAGCUGAGCACGAUACUUAGAAACUUCCUGUUGCAAUUGAAAAGCCAACCGAGGGUCGCGUGCACCUAAAAAAUAUAAGAGAGCGGCUGUAAGGUGACAUGAUCCGUCAAGACCGUGUUGUCAACACCCCGGGCGCAAAACGCGCUUGCAGGAAGGAAUAAAAAACGAGGAGGUGACCCCGCUCGUGAAGCCGAGAUAUAGCGUCCGCAGUGGUGUUACGAAACCCUUCGAGAUAAAUAGCGGUAAUGUGAAAAUUGUACAUAGCAGAAAGCCAGAAGAGUUCACGUAACUCCUACAUGAUCACUUCGUUGCCUGUGGUGCCCUUGUUGAUAAUCUGGACGGCGGCCUGAUUGUCACUAUAAAUAAUUACGCGAUGAUUUGCCCACACGUGUCCCCAGCGCUUGGCAGCUAGAACAAUAGCUAGGGUUUCUUUGUGAUUAAUAUGUAGCUGGGACCAUGUUGGGUUGUCGAGGGAAAAGUUAAAAUAGAACCAAUCACCCCGAAAAUAGCCUCCCGCCGCGAGAGAGCACAAAUCAGUCAUAACAUCGACUGUGGGUUGGUCCUCUAAGAAAAACUGCUUUCCGUUGAAUACGCGCAGAAAUUUUUCCCACCAGGAAAUGUCGCAGUAAAAGGAAGGUCCUAAACGAUGCUUAGCCCCUGGUGAAAGGGAGUUCAUGGUAGUAAGCACUCUGCGGAGAAAAGUGCGUCCGCCGUAAAUGACUCUGCACGCCCAAUUUAGUUUGCCCGCCAGCCGCUGCAGUUGGUUUUUGGUAGCGCAGCGUUUAUGCAUGAAGCUAGAUACAAGAGCUUGACAUUCGCGGAGUUUUUCUUGUGGGAGCGUCAUAGUGCAAGCAACUGUGUCGAGUUCGACGCCUAGAAACGUUAGCUGGCGUGUUGGCGGCACGAGUUUGUGCUGGCUGAUGGUGAAACCCAAAUCCGUGAGCAACUGUAGUAACACUUUAUACGCGCGCGCGCAUUCCGCCUGCGUGGCACCGAUAACAAGAAAAUCGUCAAGGUACACGAUGACAUGUAGAAAGCCUCUCUUAGCCAUCAUACGCCUUACAGCCUGUGUCAAGCGAUGGAAGAUUUCUCGGGAACUUUUAGCACCAAAUGGAAGACAAGUGUCGUAGAAAUAAGUGUCAAAGUCGUCUCCCGAAAAACGCCACUUGCAACCAGUCGCCUGAUAAUUUGCAGGGUGAAUAGGCACUGACCGGUAAGCAUGUUUGAGAUCGAUUUUGGCCAUAAAAUAAUUGGGUUUUAGAAGUUUAAUAGCGUCAUCUAACGUUUGAAAUUUGAAGGAACGAGUGCUGAUAAAAUCAUUAACCGCGUGGCCAUGCGGUCGCGAACAGUCAUGAAUGAGACGCACCUCGGUGGAAUUCGGUUUUGGAAUAGCUCCUAAAGCGCUAACCACCGUAGGUUUAGUAGCAGAAAUAACAUAAUUGCCUUGCUGAAUUUCGUCCCGAAUGGUUUUUUCCACCAGCGGGCGGAUAGCGGGGUUAGUAGCCGAUUUAUAAUUGCGCAUGUUGACAUCGGUAAAUUGCGUAUUGAUAUUUGCCAUUUGGAAGCCGUUAAUAAUGCCAUCUGCCAAAAACGUUUCGUCCUCGUCGCCCGCGAGUUCGCAUUGCCAAGUUUUUGCGUUUAGCGGUGAAUUAAUGAGCGGUAGUCAAUUUUGCGGAGCCGGUUUAUUUUGCUGUUGCGUCGAAGUACUUUGCUGAGUAGAGUGGAUGCAGCCCGGAUGGUUGAGGCCGCAAGCUUUACCGCCCGUAGCGCGGCGAUUGCACACAUGUUCGUACGCACAAUUUUGCAAACUACAACCCCUUGAACUAUUAAAGUUACGACAGAUAGUGCGCCCAUCGUUAGUGGUGGCUAUAAAUCCCGUGAUGAACUGAGUGCUGGGGUUAGCGGUGCGGUUAGGUGACCUAGGAACAUGGGAGGGUUUAUAAAUGGGCUCUAAAAUAACUGUGUGGAGGUGAUUCGAAUCAAAACCCCACGGAUAAUGAUAUGCUGCCUGUAAGAGGCGAAAUUCAUCGUCAUACUUAAGGACCGAGGCCCAAUGGUACCGGUUGGAGAGUUCCAUCACCUUAAUAGUAUAUGCUAAAUAAUUCUGGAUCUCGGCUUGCGAGUUUAGUUUCCUACUUGCUAACAAGUUAUAAAAAAUUCUGGUAUUGCUAAUCACCCACUGGGACAUGGUGAUUUGUUCUAAACGGGGCUUUUUAGGCCCAUAGGAUACAACUAAUUUGGUGUUUCCACCAUCUGCUAUUGUUCGCUCCUCAUCUUUAGGGACAAUAUUGUCAACAAAGUCUACAAUCCUUAAGGCUUUCUCACCGGAUUGUGGUUGCGCUGGCCUCAGAAACAUCUCCGACGCUCGUGAUUCCAGCCAGGAGUUUGAAAGAAUCGGGGCCGGUUGGGAGCCCGCAGGAACAGUAUGGAAAUCACCAUGCAGCUGGCCUUGCAUGCUCCAUAAAGAUUGGGUUUGGUCUGCAGCACUGCUCGAGCUGGGAUUUAUAUUGAGGAGACCAUCCAAUGGCGUUGGUAAGGCGUCCUUGGGAAGGAGUGUACGUAGAUCUUUCACGUUGGACGGGCAAUGAGGCAACUCGUGUUCCGGCCGGCCGGUCGUCACGUCGCCGGCAGCCAAUUUUGCCCGUUUGUCGGCCACCCGUUUCUGGAGAAAAGCUAUUCGAGUCUGUUUCUCUCUUCGUUCUUCUUCAAGGUCUAAUUCUGCCAGCUCCCUCUCCAGAUCUCUGAUCUGCUCGUCUUCGUCCGGACUAGCGAUUGUGGCGGAUUUUUUGUGUUUCGGAGAACUGAGCUCCUCGCCUUCGCAGUACUUGCUCGGAAUUCCCCAUGCGUGGUCAGUAAGAGGGGUUCCGCAGCCUGAACAUUUGGAAACUGCUAUAAUUGCUGUUGCUAGUAAAGCGUAGGUUCAAAUGAACUCAAGUAGCUAUACAUCUAAUACGAAACGUGCUAGGUGGGGCAAUCCCCUGAGACUUACUAGCGUGGACUAUUUUGAUUGGUUCUAAUAAAGUCUUGUGAUUAUACAAUGAAAGUUGCUCAAUAUGAAAAUACGGACUAUGAACCCUUCCUGCCCCCAACCAGGGCCUCUCUGCUACCGAUGUCUAGAUUUAUAUUAAUAGGAUUAAUAUUCACAAAAAAACGCAACACUUCAGCAAGAAAACGUCAAGUUGCGAACUGAACUCUCAAAACAGGAGCAAACGCGGCUCAAAGGUAAACGUACAGAAUCCAAAGUAGAAGUUCCUAUCGAUUUAAGGGUAGGUUUACGUACUUAUUUUAUUGCUUUGAUGUUAGAAGAAAAGCUUUUCAUCAUGAGAGAUCAGAGUUUGUUCUUAUUCUUUAGAGCUGACCGUGUGAUAGCGUGUCUUCAAAGGCGCCGACAUGCCUGUGUUGUAAACCAUCACAGGAGCCUACAAACCCAUAUUGUCUUCCCCUUCGCGCCCAAUUUUAGUAUUUAAGAAGUGAGAACAUAUAUUUAUUUCACCAUUGAAUAACACGAUAUCGAUGGAGAAAGUUGCUGUUGGAAGCAACCGAUAAUGAUCGAUGAUGUGGUUGAUCUCAAAGCAGAAGCCAUGAACAGGGUUAUUGGUUAUAUGAUUCUGUUUCAAUUUGCAGGGUUCGCACAGUCUUGAAAAGUCCUUGAAUUUCAUUUUUUCCUUGAAAUUCUAUGAAAGUCCUUGAAAAGUCCUUGAAUUUUCUUCAACUUUGAAUGUAGUGGCCUGGAAAGUGUUUUUUGAUGCUUAAUUUGGUUGUCCAAGGCGGAAUAUGAAUCAUAGCUCAAAGGAUUUAAAGGUUAUUUACACAAAAUGCUCAAUGUUUUACGCAAUAAUUAACUAUCAAUUUAAGACAAGUGAACUGAAAAAUGUAAAGAAGUUGGUGAAGCAAACAGUUCAAGCCCUAAAGCCUUAUUAGAAUGGACUGGGAAUGUGCGUUAACUUUAAAAGUUGUUCAUAAAAUUGGAAAUAGUCCACUGUAAAGUGUCAUAGAUAGGCUUCAGUUAAAAUUGACUUAUUACAUGAAUUAGGUAUUGUUUUAACUGAGCAUAUUUUAAUUACUGAGCCUUCACUUUGAAAUUAACAUACUGUUUUUGUCACAGUCCCCAGUCAGAGGUGAACCAGGACAUCUUGUCUAAAAUAAAAGAAGUUCUAAAAAAAGAACACGGAGGAGAAAAUAGCCCAUGGACUGAUCUGCAAAUGGAAGGAUUGUUGUUACAUGAAUCAACUCUUAUUACUAAACAAUUAAUGAAUGAGCCUGAGUAUCUUAUGAGUAAGGGUGGAGAUCGAGGAGGGUGUUAUCGGCCGAUAACUCCCUCCGAGAUCUCCAUAAUUCUUCAUAUGAUAUGAAAGCCAAAUUCAAAAAUUGUUUUAUUAUUCAUUCAAAAUAAUUCCGAGUUUAAAAAUGUAGCUAAAACAUGCUUGCCUCCAUCAGUGUUAAGUUCAUCUUCUAUAGUGCACGUUUAGGGUUGUUCAGCUCCGCAAAUAGCAGAUGUCGCCCUUCGAGUUGUGUUCCUGCCAUGUUUUUAGCUAUUAUGUCACCGAGUUUUUACUCUUGAAAGAAGUGAAAUGUCCUUAAUUUUUUGUUUUCACCACCAAAACAACUCAACCUCUUCGCCUGGUCUUCUCGGUUAAUGGUACAUUAACCUGCAAGGAAGUAGCACUUUUGACGUCAUCAGUUGAUUAAAACGAAAAUUCUUUCAAAUUUGGUCAUCAGUAGCUGGUUAUGAUGAGUUAUAGGUGUGCUUUUAGCCAAUCAGAAUCGGGGAAAUAUUUUGAAUGAAUAAUAACACUUAUUAUUAUAUAAACACCAAUGAAAUACCAGGUGAGCUUUCACUUGAAAACUUGGUAUCUUCACAUGUGAAAAUAUCAUCGUUGCUAUGGCUACAUAAUAAAUCGCGCCUUUCACACCAAAAAACUUUUAAAGUGAAAUGGUUUGGUAGUUCAUUGGUGUUUAUAUAAUAAAUAGAAUAUUACAUGGCCGCUUGGAGAUACGAAAUUUCUCUUCCCUUGUUGAGAAAAUAACACUGCCUUUAGCUAAGGAAUCAAGUUCUUGUCUGUAAAAGAUAUGUACACUUACAGGUACUAGUUCCUUUUCAACCCUAGGGGCAGUUGCUAAAUUUAGAUUUGAAGAAAUCUCAGCAGGUUUUUUAUAAAAUGUUGCCUACUUUAAAAUUUCUUUUUGUUAAUUAUUGGUCUUUACGUCAACUGCUCAAUUCCUUCAUUACUUCAGAACGGUAAAGGAGAAAUGUCAAAGAAUAAAAAAAGGAAAAAAUGAAGAGCACAAACAGAGGUGCAAAACGAGUAGACGUCUCACAAGUGUAAGUAUAAGGAAGUUUUUUUUCCAAACAUCUGAACAUGGUCAAAUAUAAAAACUUUUUUUGAUAAUUAUAAAUGCAGUGGUAUUCUAUUAAUAGGGACACCUGUAUGUAGUGGACAGUUUUUCAUGUCCUCAAGAAAAACAAUGUAUAAUAUGUUUAUAAUGUCAUAAUGAUAUUUAUUGUCAGUGAUACAUUGUUUUUUUUUCUGAUCUUAACUGUAUACGGGUGAGGCCACUUUUAUCCUUAGUUAUUUUAUUUUUACUUUCUUGAACAAAUUCCAUUAUUACAAACAUGAAUUGAUAGAUUAUAUUUAUUAUUGAAGGACUACAACACCAUUAUUUAGUUUGAUUUUUGUCCUUCUCUAUGUUUUUAGUAGAAGCUGGACAGGCGAUGUGGGGCUUUUGAGCUUAUAAGAGAAUCCUUAUCCUAG